Molecule: messenger RNA, 1097 nt
Organism: Cephus cinctus (wheat stem sawfly)
Lineage: Eukaryota; Metazoa; Arthropoda; Insecta; Hymenoptera; Cephidae
Exons: 4
Coding region: 314-772 (152 amino acids)
Source: RefSeq, a predicted model, not a curated record
UGUUCCUUGCACACGACGGUCGACUGGUACUAUUUCUGUCGCGAAUUAUGCGUCGGUAUUGUACUAGAAGAACGUGGUCAAAUUGGAGGUCCGGGUAUUGUUGUAGAGAUCGACAAAUCGAAGUUCGGCAAGCGAAACUACUAUCGAGUCAAUGAUCGAUCGGCGGCCACACUCGUGCCUCUCAUUAAGGAAUUUAUUGCACCUGGCACCACAAUUGUUAGCGAUUGUUGGAAAGCCUAUGGAUCCUUAGGUGCAGAAGGUUACGAGCAUCCGACCGUCAAUCAUUAAUUGACUUUCAAAGAUCCCAAGACGGAUGCUGCCACGAACGUUACAGAAGGAUUGUGGGCAUUCGUUAAACGGCAAUUCCCGGAUUGCAAUCGCAGCAAAGACAUUGCUCGCCUUCAUCCACCUCCAUCCAACGACGCGGACGCUGAAGAGGACACUGACGCGACGGAAGCAAACGGAAGUGGAUUUUGAGGUGGAAUCGUCGACGGAGGAAAUCCCAAAAAAUCGGUACUUUUCAGAGCCACCAAUUAUUGACGUAGCAUCAACUUUUCGAUUUAGAAUAUUUUGCGAUUUAGAAUAUAAAGAUGAAAGAAGAGGUUUCAGCUUCGAAAUUUGCGGCACGAUUAUUCCAUGCGAUUCACAUUAUAUCCGACAGAUGGCGGUACGUCAAAAAUCUAAGUCACUAGCAGCCAACUUCAGUUCGGAGUCGUAUACUGCAGUUUUACCAUUUUGCCUACAAGAAUUCAUGUGUCCAAGUCGAAUAUAAAAUAUGCUGGACUUUGUGCAUGCACUGUAUGAAAACCGGAAGUAUUACUUAUAUUUUUAAUGUUAUUAUACCAUCUAUCUCUGAAACCACCUCUAAAUUUUAGACUGUUUAAUUUAGCUAUUUGUUUAGCAUUAUGCCUACCAAAUUUUACAUGCACAUACAUAUAUACCGACACGUGAGCCCGCGCGUACACACGCAUCCUUUUUUUCGAUUGUGAGUAUAAAAGCCACUCUGAAAUGUUAUAUGCAGUUGUGUCUAUGAACGAGAAUUUUAUCUUGUUAUACUUGUAUAAGUAUCUAGUAGAAAUAACUUCUGUGACAAAUAA